This is a messenger RNA of Polypterus senegalus (gray bichir), 10664 nucleotides long. RefSeq names its product spectrin beta chain, erythrocytic-like. The record is from RefSeq and is a predicted model, not a curated record. Gene Ontology annotation, biological process: actin cytoskeleton organization. Lineage: Eukaryota; Metazoa; Chordata; Cladistia; Polypteriformes; Polypteridae. Gene Ontology annotation, molecular function: actin filament binding. Bases 1 to 10200 code for a protein of 3399 amino acids. Gene Ontology annotation, cellular component: plasma membrane; cell projection; cortical actin cytoskeleton. The transcript has 59 exons.
AUGGAUGCAGAAUAUGAGAAGGGGAGAAUCAAGGAGCUGCAAGAGCAGCGGAUGGCCGUACAAAAGAAGACCUUCACAAACUGGAUUAACAACGUCUUCUCAAAACACAAGGUGGAGAUUGAGAUUAAAGAUGUCUACACAGAGCUAAAGACUGGUGUCUAUCUUAUCCGACUGCUGGAGCUCAUUUCUGGGGAAAAGCUUCAGACCCCCAGCAGGAAGACCCUCCGUGUGCACUGCCUAGAAAACAACAGCAUUGCUAUCCAGUUCCUUAAAACAAAGAUUAAAGUGGAUUUGAUUGGGCCAGAGAAUAUUGUUGAUGAAGAUCGGACCAUGAUUUUGGGCCUAAUCUGGAUCAUCAUCCUCCGUUUCCAAAUUGCUGCCAUUACUUUGGAUGAGGAUGAGUUUGUUGCCAGUGCAGCCCGUCGCUCUGCAAAAGAAGCUCUCCUGAUUUGGUGCCAACGUAGAACAGCCAAGUACUCAAAUGUCAAUGUGCAGGACUUCUCCAGCAGCUGGCGGGAUGGCUUGGCUUUCAAUGCCCUCAUUCAUUUUCACAGGCCAGAUCUAGUUGACUAUGAAUGUCUAACACCAAAGCAGCCUCUACAGAACCUCAACUACGCCUUCAACAUCGCCGAAACAGAACUGGGUAUUUCCCGACUGCUCGAUGCUGAAGAUGUAGCAGUGCCUCAGCCAGAUGAGAAGUCCAUCAUGACCUACGUCUCUCUUUACUACCAUUACUUCUCCAAGAUGAAGCAGGGGCAGACAGGACAGAAGCGGAUAGCCAAGAUUGUUGGCCUCUUGAAAGACAUUGAUGACCUCAAGCAGCAGUAUGAAAAGAUGAUUUCGGAUCUUCUCCGGUGGAUUAAAACAAAAGUGGUGGAGCUUAGUGACCGCUGCUUUCCCAACUCACUGCAGGGCAUGCAACGAAUGAUGGCAGUCUUCAAGACCUAUCGUACGGUGGAAAAACCACCAAAGUACCAGGAGCGAGGAGCAAUUGAAGCCCACCUAUUCAACCUCAAAACCAAACUGCGCGCAAACAAUCAACGAGCCUACAUCCCACCAGAAGGCAAAACACUUGGGGACCUGGAAAAACAUUGGGGGAUUCUAGAACGGGCUGAACAUGAGCGAGAACGUGCCCUCCAGAUGGAGUUACUUCGACUUGAGCGGCUGGAACAACUGGCACAGAAAUUUGAGCGCAAGGCGAAACUUCGGGAAGCCUACCUGAAUGAGACCUGUAAGUUGCUUCAGCAACAGGACUUCAAGGACUUUGACAACUUGCAGGAAGCCGAAGCGGCCUCCCGUAAACUUGAGGGCUUCAUUACUGAUGUCCAUGCCCGAGACCAACGAUUCAAAGCAUUGAAGAACAUGGCAGCUGUCAUUGAGAAAGAAAACUACCACAGCAAGUUCAAGAUCAGCCAGAGACAGGAAGAGAUUGAGUUACGGUGGAAAGAACUUUUACAGGUGCUGCAAGGGCACAGAGAGACUCUUCAUAAGAUUGUCAAGACCCUGGUCCUGCUGAGAGACAUUGAUGUUGUGAAGGCUGACCUUAUUGAGCUGCAGAACCAUGUCAUCUCAAAUGAUUAUGGUAAGCAACUGGUUGACACAGUUGACUUGCUGCAGAAGCAAAACCUUUUGGACUCUCAGAUCUCUUCUCAUGGAGAAACUCUGCAAAGCAUUAGCCGAAGAGCAGCAUCCACUAAAGACCAUCGGGUCCAGGGGAAGGUCCGUGAGCUCAACCAACUAUACGAUGGCCUACUGUCCCAGAGCAAGAUUCGGAAGCAGGCAUUGCAGGAGCAGCAGAACCUCUUUGAAUUCUUUCACAACUGUGAGGAAGUUGAAUCGUGGAUUUAUGAGAAGUGGCAGCUGGUCCGCACUGCUGAUCUUGGCAGAGAUCUUAUCCAGAUUUUUGUUACUAUCAACAAGCAAAAGGGCUUAGAGGCAGAGAUGCACUCCUAUCAAACAUUCUGCAAUGCGGUGGUGCAGAGAGGUCGCAAUCUCUGCCGCAGAGGCCACCCCAAUGAGGCAGACAUCAGGAAGUGGACAGACACCCUGCAGAAACAGUGGCAGCAGUUAAGAGACGAGAUGGCCAAUCGUAUGGCGCGACUGCAGGCAGCAAGCCUCAUCAAACAGUAUUUUGCAGAUGUAAAUGAUGCCGAAUCCUGGGUACGAGAACGCCUGCCCUUGCUAAUGAGUGAUGACUGCGGGAAAGAUGAAUCAAGCGCAGAUGCUCUGCUCCAGCGCCACCUGCGCCUUCAAAAGGAGAUUGCAGCCUACUUGUCAGAGAUGAAAAGACUCCGGGAACAGGCCGAGUGUGCCGCCACACAGAUCCCGCUGACUUUCCGUGAAAGUACCAUCCUGACUAAAGCAAUUGCCUUAUCAUCUCACUCCAUGUGUCGGCUCAGAUGUAACGUCUGGUAUAUCCACGACUACAAGAAGAGUCUUUUCGAAGAAGCCCUCAGAAUUUCAGAUCCUGGCCAUAUUGUAACAGAAGCAGUGUGUUUGACCAAAUACCUUCUCCGCCUGCAGGAGGAGCCGCAGGAGAACAAGAAAGCCCAGGACAGCCCGUCCUCAGAAGAGGAGUGUGAUCGGGGGAGACCUGUGAUGCGGAGGGCAGAAAGGGCUCAUCAAGCGAAGACCACCCGUCCGCUGCAGGCCAGGAUGAGAUUUGGCUACAGAGCCGAUGAUGUGGUCCUGAAGCGGGGUGACAUCCUUGAAGUGGAGAGCAAAGGUAAUGGUGACAAAUGGCAGCUGAAGAACAGCCUGGGACAGACCGUGCUCGUGCCAGCUACUUACCUCACUGAAAUGCCAACCCAGACAGCCACUGAAGCUGCAGUUGAGAACGGCGUGCAGAAGAAUUCUCCAACAAAGAUAAGCCGGCCUCGGCGGCGCAGGUCAAUGCGACGCGGCACUGCAGAGAUUCAGUUUUCCAGCUCAGGGGGCCGCGACCCAGACUUUGAUGCCAACACCAUCCUCAAUAAGCAGAAGGCACUGGACAGUGACUUUGACAAAAUGGUGGAAAUGGCCCAGACGCGAAGAACGGCACUGGAGGAGAGGGUCCGGCUGUAUCGCUUCUACAAUGUCUGCCGUGACUUUGAAUCUUGGCUGGAGGACAAAGAGAAGGUCCUAAAUGCUUUCCUGCCCAAGUCAGGAAAUGUGGAAGUCAUGCAGAUGAAGUACGAGAAUUUCCUGACAGAGCUGGCUGGAGGGAAGGGGCGCCUACAGGAGAUACUGCAAACUGCCCAAGCACUGUUGAAGAGCGAUCAUAGCCAGGCCCAUGAGAUCCAGGCGAGGCUGGCCGAAGUCCAGCAGAGGUGGGAUCACAUUCAGUGGCUGAAGGAUGAGAAGGCCAAAGAGCUGCUGGGCACUGCCGAUGUCAAGUCCUUCUUGCAAAGCUGCCAGGAUGCACAUGCGUUGCUGGAGGACAAACUGGCACAGCUAGAGGGCACCCAACCCUUGGCACUGGAGACGGAGCUGCGCAGGCAAAACCAGAAUGAGAGGGAAAUCCAAGUGCUGGAGAGCAAGAUUGCAUACCUCAAAAACAUGGCCAAAAUGAAGCAAGACACCAGCCCUGCCGAGAGUGCUGUCAUUUUGAAUGAAGUCCGCAGGCUGCAGCAACUACUUGAGCGCGUCCAGAAGGAAGCCGCUCAUAAAAAGAAAACCGUGGAAGAUAGUUUACACCUUCAGAAGUUUUUGCAAAACAGUAAAAAUUUGAGUCUCUGGAUAAAGGGCAUGCAGGAGCGGUUGGCAGGGGAGGAAAGCGGGUCUGAUGUGGCAUCAGCGGAGACAUUGCAUAAAGAGAAUCGAGACCUCUGGGAGGAAAUUACAAGAGAGGGGGAGAGGAUGAAGGAGCUGAAAGAAAUGGGUAACUUUCUGGUGCGAGCCAUCCCCAGCAAAGCUUUCGAGUUGCAUCAGACCCUAACAGAGCUGGGCAGGGAGUGGGCGGAGCUUAAUGAGCAAUGGGCCAGUCGUGACAAGAAGCUGCAGGGAGGGGUGGAGCUACAGAAGUUCAACCGAGAGGCGGACCGCAUUGAGGCGACAGUGUCGAGCCAUGAGGCAAGGCUGAAGGUCGAGGACCUUGGGGACUCUGUGGACAGUGUGCAGAGCCUUUUGAGGAGACAAGAUGAGCUGGAGGACCUGAUGAAGGCACUCGACCAGAAGAUUGCGGCUCUAGAAAAACGAGCAGAGAAGCUCCGGCAACAAGGUCACUAUGCUGAGAAAACGAUAAAGCAGAGGGUGCAGGCUGUUCAGAACAGGAGGAUGCAUUUGGGAAAAGCAAGUGAAAGGAGAAGGAAGAUGCUGCAGGCGUCGCAGAAAUUUCAGGAAUUUAACCGUGAUGCUGGGGAACUUCACUUGUGGAUGGAGGAAAAGUUUAAAAUCGCUGAGGACGAGUCCUAUAGGGACCCAACCAAUGUGCUGCGCAAACUGAAAAAGCACGAGGCUGCCGAGCGGGAGAUGAGCGCCAAUGAAGUGCGCUUGGAAGAACUGAAGCAGGCAUGUGAAACCCUGUUGGCUGAUGGACAUUAUGCCAGUGACAUCAUCAAAGAGAAGACAAAGGAGGUGUGUAACAGGUGGCUGGCACUCCAGCGGAAGAUGAUGGACAAAGGAGACAAACUGCGGCAGGCAGGUCAACAAGAGCAGCUAACUGAGCUCCUGCAGGAAGCAAAGGAGAACAUUGAAGCCAUUGAAAAGAUGUUGCAAAAUGCAACUGAAGGGCAUGACCUUCGAUCCAGCCGGCAGCUGCUGAAGGAGCACCAACAGCUCGAGAAUGAGAAACGUGAGCUGUCUGAAAAAAUGAACACCAUCAUGUCUCAUGCUAAGAAGAUGGCUACCAACCAUUUCAACUCCAGAGAAAUCCAAAAGGAGACACAGGCAUAUCUCCAGCGCUUUGAGUCCCUACAACAACCACUGGAUAAGAGACGGGCACAGCUGUUGACCUCAGUUGCUUUUUAUGAGUUCUGUCAUGAUCUGGACCUGGAGCUCAGCUGGAUAUCAGAGCGCCAACCUUCAGCCAGCUCAUCCAACUAUGGCAGAUCACUGGACUCAGCUCAGAGUCUGCUGCAGAAGCACAAGGAACUGCAAGCAGAGGUCAGUGCUCACAAACAGCACAUUCUACGCAUCCUGGAACAGGGGUCUUCUAUGAGCCAAUCACAGCAGUUUGCAGAAGCAGAUAUCACACAGAGGUGUGAAGAACUGCGGAAAGCAUGGGAUCUGCUGGAGGAAAUGUGCAAAGAAAGGACAAGAAGGCUGAAGCAAUCUGUGGCCUUGCAGCAGCUCCAUCUGGAAGCAGCAGAGUUGGAGUCCAGAGCCGCUGAGAUCCAUUCACUAGUCAGCAGUGAUGACUAUGGCAAAAACAGCUCGGCCACCCUUAACCUCCUGAAGCAGCAGAAGGUCCUGAAAAGUCAGAUUGAAGCUCUCAAUAACCAAGCCCUGGAGCUACAGAAUGCCAUGGACAAGGCUGCACGUGGUGUCUUUGAACUUGGCUUUGACGAGGUGGACUGGCCACAGGAUCGCAUUCAGAGCCAGCUGAGCAAACUGCAUCACUUGGCUACCACACGGGCGCAACGCUUGGAGGAAGCUCUCCAUUUCCAUGAGUACACUCGAGAGUCUUCAGAACUGGAAGAAUGGAUAGCUCAGCAGUGCCAGAUAGCUGCCUCUGAGGAUUAUGGGAAUAAUUAUGAACAUGUUCAGCAACUGAGAGCAAAGUUUGAAGGGUUCCAGCGACAGGUGGAGUUGGGAGAGGAGAGGAUCAAAGCCUGUCAAGACCUCGCCGAUUCUCUUAUUGUCCACGGGCACCCGCAGUCCAGGGCCAUCCAGCAGACUCAAGAUCAUCUGAGAUCAGCCUGGAAAGAGCUUCUGGAACAGACCCGUGCCCGAGGAGAGACCCUGCAGGCUGCAGAGACGAUUCACAAAUGUUUCAGGGACCUUACAGAUGCUCUGUCUCUUAUUGAGGAGAAACAUAAGAGCAUCCCUGAUGAUAUCGCCAAAGAUUUGCAUGGGGUACAAAAACAGCUACGCAAACAUGAAGAGCUGGAGCACGAGCUGUCUGGCAAUGAGCAACAGCUUCAAGAGCUCCUGGACUCAACAGAUCCAGUUAUAGGCCUCUGUAGCCCUGAUGAGGCCACUGACCUUCAGAAAAUACAGCAGAGGGUGGUGGAAACCUGGGAGGACCUGAGAGUGCAAGUAGAGAACAGACGAGAGGAAUUAGAGCGGGCCAAAUCGCGCUUUCGUUUCUUUAACAAGGCCAAUGACCUUACAUUAUGGUCAAUGGAGGUACUUCAUGGAAUGAAAGCAGAUGAAUCCAUCCGUAACAUGUCCACUAGCAGUUUGAGACUGAAGCAGCACCAGGAGCUCAAAUCUGAGAUGGACAGCCGUGAACCGACUUACAAGCAAAUCAAUGCUUUUGGAGAAGAUCUUGCGCAACAGGAUGUUUCUGGAGCCACAGAGGUCAGAGAGAAACUGGUAGCACUCCAGGAUGUGUGGAAUAAUCUUCAUAAGCACUGGGAGAUGAAGCAACAGUGGCUGGAGGGCGUCUUCCUGGAGCACACCUUCUACAGAGACAUCGGCCACAUGGAAAAAGUGCUGAACUCACAGGAGAUCCAGCUAAAGAGCAGUGAUCUGGGCUCUUCAGUAGAUGAGACUGAAAGGCUGAUAAAGAGACAUGAGGCCUUUGAGAAGCUGCUGAACUCUCAGGAAGAGAAGGUGGCUGCUUUUGAAGACCAAGCUAAUCGAUUGAAGAGAGAGGGUGUGAAGAUAGACAGUGCUAAAACUAUUCAACACAAGCUGAAGACUAUUCUGGACCGCAGAAGGAGGAUUGUGGAGCUGUCGGCCUGGAGAAGAGAAGAGCUCAACAAGGCCCUCUUGCUGGCCGUGUUCAAUCGAGAUUUGGCUGAAGCAGAAGACUGGAUCUCUGAGAGACUGCAGAAGCUCCAGGAAGACUCCAAGGAGGAUAUGAAUGACCUUCAGGUGAAAAUGAAGCUGCUUCAGAAACACCAGGCCUUUGAGGCAGAGAUUCUUGCUCACAAUGAGAUCAUCACUGCUGUGCAGAAGACUGGUGAGAAGAUAAUUACUUUACGACAUCCGAAGUCCUUUGAAGUUCGUCAGAAUGUAAGUGCUCUUCUGGACCACUGGGCGUCCCUGAAAAGAGCUGUGGCUGAGCGAGGAAAGGUGCUAGAGGACAAUCGGGACUUCCUGGAGUUCCUGCAGAAGGUGGAUGAAGUGGAGGCCUGGAUCCGCCAGAAGGAAGUGAUGAUUAAUGUAGGAGACAUUGGCACGGAUUAUGAACAUGGGCUUCAGCUGCUGAAAAAACUCAAUGAAUUCCGGAGUGCUGGAUCUCGGGAUACAACUGUGGAUGAUGCACACAUCAAAGCUAUCAACUCACUGGCUGCCAAGCUAGAGAAGCAGAACCGUAAGGAAGUGAGCACCGUGAGACAACGUCGACAAAGACUCAAUGACAGAUGGAGCAACUUCCAUGGUAGCCUUAACAGGUACAGAAUGACGCUUGAAGGAGCAUUGAAGAUUCAUGCGCUUAUCAGGGAACUGGAAGAUAUCCUGGAGAGGACUGGGGAGAAGAGUUCGCUAAUGCAUGGAAAGGACUACGGGCAAGAUGUUGAAAGUGUGGAAAUCCUUAUCCGUCAGCAUGAAGAGACAGAUCGUGAAAUCAAAGUGAUCCAACAUAAAGCAAAGGGGCUGGAGAAAGAAGCGAGAGCCUUGUCAAAAAAACAAGCUGAUCUGGAAGAGAAACUGAGUAAAAAGCAGCAGGAAGUAAGGGAUGCUCUGGCUCAGCUGGAAAAAGAGGCCAAAUUUCGUCAGGAGAAGCUGCAGGCCUCACUUCAGCUGCAGCAUUUCAAGGCUGACCAGCAUGAACUUCUGGACUGGGUGUUGGCAGUCACCGCUUUAAUGGCCGACAGUGUUUUACCUAAAACCAAAAGGGAAGCCGAGGGCCUCAUUACAGAGCACCAGGAGAUAAAGGCAGAGAUCGAUGCUAGAAAGGAACGCUUUGACAAAGUGAAGAGCUCCGGUCACCGACUCAUCACAAAGAGCCACUACGCCUCCUCUGAAAUACGACAGGAUCUAAGCCAGCUGGAGGACGUGCAUGUGAAACUUUACAGCAGUUGGAAAGACAUGAAGAAGCGACUGGAUGAAGCGCUGGAGCUCCAGAUAUUUUAUGGCUACGUGGAGCAGAGUGAGAGCUUGUUGGGCAGCAGUGAGGCUUUCCUUAUUAAUGAGGAUCUCGGGGACUCUCUGCUAAGUGUGGAAGUUCUCCAGAAGAAGCAUGCUCAUUUUGAGAAGUCAUUAGAGGCUCAGCUAAACAAAGUUCACCUCAUGGAGCAGUUUGCUAAGGGCCUUACAGAAAAAAAACAUUUUGACUCGGACAACAUCACCAGCAAGUGCCGGAGUAUCCAGCUUAGAGAUUGGAGCCUUGCAUUGCCACAACAAGAGCAGCGCAUCUCAGCCGCGGCCCAGUGCAUCCCCAGAUCUCCAGUGCCAUCCUUGCAGAGAAAGCCAUCAGACAGAAAUUUCCGAGCUGCAGAGAAGAGGCCACAGCAGAACAAGCCUGCGGUCUUGCCUAAGCAAGGGAUUCAGAUGCAAGAGGGAAAGAUGAACAGUGCAGACACUAUCCUGUCCCCAGUAAGGCGGUCAGUGAAGUCUCCCUUAAGUCCUGAGCCCAGUCUUACCUCCCCAAAACCGCUGGGCUUGCAAAUGGGCAAAGCUCAAACCACAUCAUCUUUUCUGAGAACGGAAGAGUCCCCAAAAAGCCCAACUAAGCCCCCUCUCUUACCCAAGCCCAAACUAACGAAGCCAGAACCAUCUGAAUUGCCAGCUAACACCAAAACCCAGAGCCCACACCGCAUCAGCCCAAUGCCGAGACAACCUAGAUCCAAACUUGGAGAUGCUCAACCACAAGGUACUACUCCGUCUACAAAUGCCAACACCAAACUCUCUCCGGUUUCCGCGGUGUCUACAGUCUACAGAUCUAGCCCCAUCAUGAACCCUGUCACCCCACAAUCACCCACAACCCUUAAAGAAAAUCUCCAGGCCAAACCUUCUUCAGACUCUAAUCCUGCAGGUAUUCAUGAUCCUUCACAGCAAAUGAGGACGCUAAGAGCAGCAAAGGAGCACCAGUCUACUCCUUCAGCAGGGCAAGAAGAGGUAAAUAUGGAUGCUAGGCAGAUGGAAGGGUUUCUGCAAGUGUCAUUCAGUGGGCUGCCUGGAAAAGCUAAGGGAUCAUCUGACUCUUGGAACCUGAACUUUGUUGUCUUGGAGAAGCAGAGCCUCCUCUUGUGCCAGGAUCGUCAAGAAGCAAUGAGAGGUUUGUCCACAUGUCGGAGGAUUGACAUUGACGGUGCCAGGUGUGGGAUUGUACAGGACCAGGAGGACAAGGAAAACACCUUCAGACUCCGACUAAGAAAUGGCGAUCAGUAUCUGUUUGCUGCCCCUAGCAAAGAGCUCCUAAAUGACUGGAUGUUAAAACUUCAAAGGAACUUGGAGUCUGCAGUGACACUUACUUCUGGUGACGGUUCCCAAAGUGGCCAAGGAGAGUUUCCUCCCAAAGUCCCCAAGAGACUAACUGUCAGACGGUCUGUCUCAGAGCAAAACCCUUCAAAUGAUGUGACCUCCAGUCUUCAUUCCUCCCAAUCAGAAGGUCCCCCUGAGAGGCAGAAUGGCACAAAGGACAUCCUUCCAAGCAUUGCACCAGAUCACACACUGAAGCAAAUCCAGAAAGGUUCAGAAGAGGUUGGAGCGAAUGAAGAAGACUCUGGACUUGGCCCCCAAGCAUCUCCCAUUCUGAGACACCCCAACUCCACCGUCUUUCGAGUGCCCACCAUUGCAGCUCCACAGGAUGUCUCAUCUACCAUGGCACGAACAGUUCCCAAUAAAAGGAAAGCCCCUGAGCGACCGCUGGCAGUGCCUGAGCAGAAUAUUGUGAAUGACAGCACAGGGACAGCAGUGACAAAGGAGCCUCCUACCAAACCUCCACACACAUACUAUAACAUCCAUCAGUACCCGGCUGGAGGAGAAGUGCAUGCUUUUGGUACAAGCGACACGGCAACACAUGGCGCUACAGGCCUGACGUCUCCAGGAGACCAGAAGACUGAACCGACGCUCCAGCCCAGCCUUUCCAACUGGCGUCAAGCAGAGAGCAGUCCAAAAGAUAAGAGCAAGAAGGACAAAGGCGUUUUCAAGAAGCUGUUUAAGAAGUGAGGAGUGCCAGGCCUGUGGUGAGUGCAAACUCAGGGCUGCCACCUGCAGGUGACAAGCUGAAUUGUCCAGAACGCUGUCUGUGGUGACAUGCAUUUUCACUUCCCACCACUCCGAGUAACAGCCGAAGCGACUCCUUUCCAAGGAAGGCUCUCUACUGUGAGCAAGGUGCUGGAUUUGAAUUCCUUAUGUCUUUAACAUUUUUAACUGCCCUUCUCAUUUUUGAUUAAGAAUAUAUUUUUUCAAAAUGAUAAAAAAAAAACAAAAACUGGAAAAACAAAAAUUUUUUAAAUUAUCAAAGAGAUAAUCAAGAGGUGACCUGGCUGGUUUAUACCUCCUGGACUGUAAUCAUUUAAAUAGUAAAACCGGUGCUGAAAUUUAAUGUAAAAAGUGUCAAUCAAAUAAAAUGUUAUUUUAAAAGGGGAAAGCUUUAUUCGAAAAUAAGUGAUUUGAGGAGUAGGCCGCAC